Procambarus clarkii (red swamp crayfish) is the source of this 2017-nucleotide messenger RNA. Its product is annotated as choline-phosphate cytidylyltransferase B. Gene Ontology annotation, molecular function: choline-phosphate cytidylyltransferase activity; phosphatidylcholine binding. Lineage: Eukaryota; Metazoa; Arthropoda; Malacostraca; Decapoda; Cambaridae. Gene Ontology annotation, biological process: CDP-choline pathway. The record is from RefSeq and is a predicted model, not a curated record.
ACAGGUGUGUGGGCGGGCCAUCAGUGAGGGCGGCCGGCCAGCGCCCUCUGCCUCAGCUGACUCUCACGUCAGUUGUUAAUGGCGUCUGCUGCUGCUCUCUCCUCCAGGCCCGAAGGUGAGCCUGGCCGCCGGGUGUGUGGCUCCGAAGGCACCAAUCAGUAUGAAAUGAGUGGGUUAUCGAGGAAACGUAGUCAUGCGGAGACACUGAUGUCAACCGUAGAUGAAAAGAAAGAGUAUAACCUCUCAUUAUUUACACCACCACUGAAGAAACCAACAAAAGGAGGGAAAAACCCAUCUGGCAGUAUGAAGCGCUCCCAUCAGCAAGCUUUCCCGGCACCACCUCGACCUGGGGCGAGGGAGAAGCUUGAUAUUACCCCAGAGUCUCUGGCCAAGCUUGAAAAGGAUAUGACAAUUUGUAAGCCAGCUCCAUUUUCGGAUGAUGAAGAAGCUGUGCGAGACAGAGAUGCCUGCAACUAUGAUCAAAAAAUCACUUUGGAAAUGGCAAGAGCAGGAACCGCUCCUCGAUCCAUCAGGAUGUAUGCAGAUGGCAUUUACGAUCUCUUCCACCAAGGGCAUGCUCGACAACUCAUGCAAGCAAAAAAUUUAUUCCCUAAUGUCUACUUAAUUGUGGGAGUAAAUAGUGAUGCAAUGACUCAUCGGCGCAAAGGACGGACAGUCAUGACGGAAGAUGAACGCUACGAAGCUGUCCGACAUUGUCGAUAUGUUGAUGAAGUUUUGCCAAAUGCUCCAUGGAGUCUAGAUGAUGAAUUUUUGGAAAAGUAUAAAAUUGAUUUUGUAGCACAUGAUGAUAUACCAUACACAACUGGUAGUGAAACUGAUGUCUAUGAGCAUAUCAAGGCUCGAGGAAUGUUUGUUUCAACAGAGCGUACAGAGGGAGUGUCUACCAGUGAUGUCGUUUCACGCAUAGUUAAAGACUACGAUGUAUACGUUAGAAGAAACUUGGCUCGUGGAUACAGUGCAAAGGAUCUUAAUGUUUCUUAUAUAAAUGAAAAGAAAUAUAGGCUUCAGAAUAAGCUAGAUGACCUUAAAAAGAAGGGAAAAGAAAUGAUUGAAGAUAUAGAAGGCAAACGCACUGAUCUCAUUUCGAAGUGGGAAGAGAAAAGCCGAGAAUUUAUUGACACUUUCCUCAUGUUGUUUGGUCGUGACGGGCGUCUAACUCAGUACCUGACAGAAAAAAAGGACUCGGUCAUGAGUGCGUUGUCUCCCCCUUCAUCUCCCAAAGCCAUUAGUCACUCCUCGGAGGAGUGUAAUAGUCCUCCUGCAAAAACCUCCAAGUUUGAUUUCUCAAGUCGGGCCGGUGCUUCAUUAGUUGACGAUGACUACUCAGACGACGAUUUAGAGCCAGGGGCCGAGUCAGAACACACUGCUCCUGAUGCCUGAAACAACCAGCAUGGCUUGGACUCUGCUAUUGGUUGAGAUCAAGAACUCAAAUAACCAGGAGCAAUGUUUUAAAAGAAGCAGUUGAAUGAUGCGCUAGUGUUAUACUUUAUAUAUUAGCCUUCAUACUUGCACUCUUCUCAAAUUUGUAAGAAGGAAGUAUUUCAAUGCCGGGGUGUGCACGAUCCAGUGUCGAGAUUCACUUCCUUGUAAAAUUUAAGCAAGUUUUAAUUUUUUAUAAAUAUAUAUAUAAUUAGCCCUUUUUUUAGUACUGUACUGAUAAUUCUUAUGUUUCCAACUAGUACUUUGAGCAAUGAAUGCCUUUAAUGUUUGUAAACGAAUAAGGAAAUUCAUUUUCCUGUAGAGGCACAGUUAGCAUUUUUGUUUUAAUUUUUUAAUAAAUGCACCAUAUAUAUAUAUAUAUAUAUAUAUAUAUAUAUAUAUAUAUAUAUAUAUAAAUUACCGGUAUGUGUGUGUUGAACUGUUAACAAAUAUACAUUUGCUAGGUAGCACAUUACAAACUGUGAUUGCAAUGGGGACUAAAAUGCAGAAACUUGUAUCAUGUUUGCAAACACUAUUUUCUCAGCGAUUGUAAGGAAUAAAACAAAAAUAGUCUCCA